UAUUGGUUCAUGCAGGAAUUGCGGCUCAUUGUUUCUGUUGUCAUUAUACGCAGCUAUUUAUCUGAAAUCAAGAUAUUGUCAUGAAUCUUGCAUGCUACAAUAACUUAGAAAGCUGACGUAAAAUAGUCAAAAGGCGAGAAAAAUCACGAUUAACCCGAUAUGCAAUUGGAUAAAUGGCUAACGGUGGUAAGAUUAUUGGAUCUAGGAUAAUUACGCAGUUUGAGUUCGAAUGCGUAUUUUAGAACUAUUAUCAAAACAUCGCACUAAUAUAUUUUGUAGUGAUAUUAUAAACGAAUCUGAAAGGAUCGUGGCUGGGUAUUAAAAUGGUGAACGAUGAAUGUAAAACACUUUUGGAUGCCCUAAACAAAGUGUCAGCUUGCUAUCGGCAUUUGGUUAUCUGUGCCGGUGGGACAUCCGAUUCGCAAAAUUUACGAGAAGAAUUAAAGAAAACCAGACGAAAAGCACAGGUGCUUGCAGUUGCUAACAGAAACAAGCUAAUAACUGUUUUAAAGGACAAAAGUAUAAGCAAAAAUGAUCGGGCUGAAUUCGAACGGCUCUGGGUGCUGUUUUCAACGUGUAUGGAAGUCUUAGAAGUCGACAUGAGAAGGGCUUUGGAACUGGGUCAAGAGUUUCCACUGAAUGUUCCCACAAAACAUCUGAUUCAAACGGGGAUGAUUGGCGGGACAUCUGCUGUAGCCGCCCGUGCUAUGAAUAUUCAGAACAUGAACUACGAAGAGGGAAACAACAUAGACACAGUCGAUCUAAACGAUCUGGAGCAAGAGAUCUAUGAAGUCGGGGAAAUGAUACACGAAAUGGAGAUGAAAGUGAACGUCCUUCAGUGGACAGUGGAAGCAAAGCAAGGCCCCGGUUCUGAACUGAAAUCAACCGCUAGUGCUGGUGUAUCAUCACUAGCUGUCAUGUCCGUGAGCGGAGAUGGCGAUAAACUAUGCGACACCAGUAAGGUCUUUGCCGGAGCGAUGUUCAGCGCUGUAUUAAUAAUUGCCAUUGUUUUAGCUGUUUGUAUUGUAAAAUUUGCUUAACAUUACUGUGUUCAUUUCUAUUUUGUGUAGGAGGAACUUAAUUUGGACUCUUUUGACCAUGUGAGGUACGAUUUGCCUGUGGGAGAAAUAGUGUUACAAAAAGUGUGUACGUCGCUGCUGUUAAUGCUACAGAGAAUAGCAUAACGUAAAUUUUCGUGUAUAUCAUCUAACAUGAAUUGUGGCAAUACUUAAUGUUAUUAACAUUCAGUAGCAAACGCCACGUUUCAUUGUACCUACCCUUAGAGUCGAGUGUUGUUAUAAUAAAUAUUUAUUUUGAUAAAAUAGCCACUUACGACAGGUUAAAAAUUCGUUCCCUUCAGCUCAGUAUUUGCAAAAUGUCUUUGGUCCUGGUCACUUGGCGUGAUUUGUUCUAUGUGUAUAUGGUAGCGCAAAGAAUUUAAAAACGAACUUCACUUGCUGUAGCUAAUAGAUCAGAAACUGUCUCGACUUGUAGUCAAAGACAUAACACAUAAUUGUUUGGCAAAAGUAACGUAUUUUUCCUUAAAGAUGUUUUCAACAAGCAGGGUAUUUUGUAGAUUUUUCAAUGUACAAACUUAUUUUAAAGUGAAGUUUAUAUGAGAUUUCCAUUGAGGAGACCAGCAUUGUCUGCUGAUUUAUCAUGGAAAAUUGGGAAGAAAAAUAACCACGGAAUGGAAAGCUAACUGUUAGAGAGCGGUUGGGAUAAAAUUAACAUUUUAUGUGAUCAAGUAAGCACAAAGCAAAAGGAACCCGUCAAAGUGAGAAUGGGAAGAGACUCAUGGAACGUACCCGUUGGCUACGCCAUAAACAUUUUUAAACCCCGGUGAAUGGGAAAUAUAGUGGUUAUCUAGAUAAAUAUUAAUUUAGGAGCAACGGAUCGCUUCUAGGUUUGGACAUUCUCUUAAAAAGAUCUGAAGACAAAUACAAUAGCACAUUUAAUUUGCAAGAAUAAAAUUGUGAGCUAUUCAAUAUUAUUUCCUAUAUGUUGUUCCUUUUAUUUUAAAUAAAGUACAACCUA
Molecule: messenger RNA, 2037 nt
Organism: Hypanus sabinus (Atlantic stingray)
Lineage: Eukaryota; Metazoa; Chordata; Chondrichthyes; Myliobatiformes; Dasyatidae
Product: regulator of G-protein signaling 9-binding protein
Exons: 1
Coding region: 324-1040 (238 amino acids)
Biological process (GO): G protein-coupled receptor signaling pathway; detection of light stimulus involved in visual perception
Cellular component (GO): neuron projection; photoreceptor outer segment
Source: RefSeq, a predicted model, not a curated record